AGAAUGGCAAGAACAGCCUUACUGAAUCUGGUCAAACGGCCCCUUGCCACCUCCGCGCAGCGCAUUUUGACUUGCAGCAAAACGGAUUUGCACAAGUUUGGUGGAGUUCGCUAUUUCAGAACUUCUCUUCCUGUCAAAGCAAAUGACACGAUCGGUCAGGUUUUAGAGCCUGACUCAAGCCGUGGAGUUCGUAUCAACCCCGAAGCAUAUGAAGCUGUGAAAGGAACUCCAAGGUCCAGUGAAUAUGACAGUAUUAACGAGCAAGAUCCACUCGGGCAUCAAUAUGGAACCGGUGGAAACGAUGACAUCUUCGGAGAAUGGGGUCUGGAUAAAGAUGAUUUUUGGCCGGCUGGACGGUGUCUCGCCAUGACUGUUGGCGGCUUGAGCUUGUUUGGUGUCUUCUGGCAGUACUUGAAGUCCACGAACAUUCAACCAGUUGCUGCCCCGAGAGAGGGUGUUUGGAGCAUGGAGUGAUAAGGUUGUACAUCACGGAUGCUUUUCAUUUUUGCUUUCCAUUGUUGAGAUCAGCGAUGUUGUAGAGAAAUACAGUGCGAACAUAGUAGAGAAGUUCAUGCCGUUCUUGUGAUUGGAUAGCCAACUGC
Molecule: messenger RNA, 602 nt
Organism: Guillardia theta CCMP2712
Lineage: Eukaryota; Cryptophyceae; Pyrenomonadales; Geminigeraceae
Exons: 6
Coding region: 4-474 (156 amino acids)
Source: RefSeq, a predicted model, not a curated record